Molecule: messenger RNA, 4080 nt
Organism: Anastrepha ludens (Mexican fruit fly)
Lineage: Eukaryota; Metazoa; Arthropoda; Insecta; Diptera; Tephritidae
Gene: bsd
Exons: 6
Coding region: 624-3776 (1050 amino acids)
Biological process (GO): peptidyl-serine phosphorylation; signal transduction
Cellular component (GO): nucleus; cytoplasm
Molecular function (GO): protein serine/threonine kinase activity; ATP binding
Source: RefSeq, a predicted model, not a curated record
UAGUCGGCCAACUAGUAGCGGAGCAAACUUGCAGCCAAAUUUUUUGUAUUGUGUAGUUUAAGAAAAUCGCUGUUAAAUAAGUUUUCAAAUGAAAAAUAAUAAUAUUCCUAUAUUUUGUGUAGUUGAUUCAUAUAAAAUUCCCACAAAUAUCUUGCGAAAAAGCAGCAACAACAAUCAGCAAAAACCGAAAACGAUCAGCCAAGUGUCAAAAAGUGGAACUAAAAAUUAUUCAAAUGUCAUGAGCGCGUAUCUCAUUGCCAAAUAAAACAGAAUACAAGUGAAGCGGAUUAAGAGAAAACGUUGAACGUUCCUUUAAGUAAAACAAUAAAAAAUAUAGCAGAAGAAGACAACAGUAGAGCAUAGAGACUGAUUUUGUAUUAUCAAAAAAGUACGAAAUUACAAAGUUUGGAUACAUUAUAAAAUAUCUGAUCGUCAUACAAGGUCAUAAGUAAAAAACAAACACCGUGAACAUACUUAAUACCGACUCAACGAUCUCUGAAAAAGUUUAAACGCAAAACAAUAUAUAAAUAGAAAAUCUUCACCAAAUGUUUGUGAGGGCGGCUAAAAUAAACCUUCCAUAAUCUCUUCUUAUCAAAUUGGAAGUGGCUAUUUGAGAGCUAAAAAUGGGCAAACGCAUGGCGGUCAUUGAGGCGAAGCAUGUAACGCCAGUUACACGUAUUAUACGCAAACGUAAGAGAAACUCCGCAGGAGUAACAGCUGGGUCCGAGGUGAUCGCAGAAAGUGUCAAAGCUCAACGCAGAGGUAACUACUGGCACGAAAGCGAUGAUGAGGACUCGUCUUCAAAUGAUGCCACAAAUGUUACACCACUGAUGAGAAAUCAGUCUACGAAACAAGCAAACAACUCGUCGAUUCUACUUAGCGCAAACACGUCAGUAAAUGAAUCCCCAAAGCCAGUGUAUACUCUAUUGCCAUCCGUAGUUAAUGGUACUAUUAUGUAUGACCUGAUGCAGAAGCCUUGGCGUCUUGGCAAACCUAUUGGUAAGGGAAAUUUUGGUGAGAUUUUUUUGGCUUCAGAUAACAUCACCAUGCCGGUAAAUAAUGAGAAUGCAAAAUUCGUAGUAAAAAUCGAACCGCAUUCAAAUGGACCAUUGUUUGUUGAAAUUCAUUGCUUGAUGAAUACUGCCAAAGAUAACUCUAACCAUUUGAAAGAGGAAAACGAUAAUAUGAAUAGGCAGCAAGAUAUUGCAGCAUCAUUGCCGCAAAAUCCGCCAUCGGGUAUACCAAAAUACAUUGCAUCAGGCUCACAUUAUUUUGGAGACGCUCGUUACCGUUUUCUAGUACUGCAGCGAUUUGAUCGCGACUUACACUCCAUAAUAAAAAAUUGUCGUGUGCACCAGAAGUCUGUGCUAACGCUAGCUAUACAGAUUGUUAAUGUUUUGGAAAAUCUACAUGGCAAAGGUUAUUGUCACAAUGACGUCAAAGCGCAAAACCUUAUGAUUUCCAAAUGCAAGUAUUAUAAAAAACAAACUGCAACUGCUCCGGUAACUACGGGCAAUGGCAAAUCGUCACGUUCUAAUCUAAAGUCUUCAAAAUACGAUGAACACUACGAGGAAAAGCAACAGACUACCGACAGUGGCAAUAGUUCAGAGCAAGAAGUAAACGAUGAUGAUGAGGACGAUGACGAUGAUGCUGAUUUCGUUGUAAAGCGGAAUAUGUUUGCAGACGAGGAUGAGGAUGAAGACUUUGAUGAUGGCGAAACUACCAAUAGCAACAAUAGCAACAGUGUCGACAAUUAUGUAACACCUGUCAGUCGUAAUCGCAAACGUCGUCCACGCACUUCCGUGGUGGAAUAUAGUGGAUCGAAUCCGGUACGCUCAUGUCGUCGACAGAAACGAAAUUCCAUCUAUGAGGAGAUGGUGAAGUCACAUUAUUUACGCCCCACAAAACGUAUUAGUUAUUCAGAGUUCUUUACCGAGGAUGGUAUUUCAAUAAAGGAUGACACAGCUGACUCAAAGUCUAUAACAUCUGAUGAUGAUUCCGAAGAAUUUAUACCACGUUCCGCUCGUCGUUUGGCGGCUAUUAAAAAGUCCAGUCAUUCUUCAAUUACCUACGUAUCUACAACAACAAAACGUUUGACGCGACGUCAAGAGAAACUCAUUAAUAGUUUGAAUGCCAGCAAGCAUUUGCAUAGCGACACCAGCAACUCCAACUUAACGACAACUGCCGUCGCAGAAUCGCUUGUAGCCGUCGAAGAAGAACGUAUCUUCCUUAUUGAUUUCGGUUUAGCCUCCAAAUUUAUGGAUAACGGUGUACACCGUCCUUUUGUAAUGGAUCAGCGCCGAGCACAUGAUGGCACUUUGGAAUUUACAUCCCGUGAUGCACAUAUGGGCGCACAUUCACGCCGUAGCGACCUAGAAUGUUUGGGAUACAACUUGAUAUUCUGGUCUCAAGGUUACUUGCCAUGGAAAGAUGCUGCAACACAGCAUCAGCAGGAAAAGGUGCAUCGGGCCAAGGAGUACCUGAUGACCGAUGUGCGUGAAAUGUUGAAACAAAUCUAUGGCAAACAGGUUCCUAAAUAUUUGGGGGAAUUUCUACAUCAAGUAGGCCAGUUAGCCUACCACGACCGACCGGAUUAUGCACGAUAUCGUCGCUUGUUCGAACGUGAAUUUCAACAGCUCGGAUAUUCACUAGCUGAACUGCGCUUGGACAGCGACGAAAUUGCUCGCAGUUGUGUGCGAGUAAAAGAGGAAAUCGAGAACAAAAACGACAUAUUUGAAAUGAAUAAGCUUAACGGUAAUGCAGCAUGGAGUAUUAUGAAGAACUUGUCAGUAGGCACACCAUUCCAUGAGCGCACUCUGUCCAAUCGGGUGUCGCCAAAAAAUUUGAGGUCUAAAUCUGACAAGAAAUCUUUGAAAAAGAAAAAGUUCUCAUGGGCUGAGAUUUUGUCACAAGAUCCCGAUCAGAUCGCACGUGAGCGUGCAGAGAAAGAAUUCGAUCGCGAAGAGGAACUGAGUGAAGUUCAACAAGCAGUAGUCCGUCGUUAUGAGGGAAAACCAACAUAUGCUAUACUUGAAAUACAACAGCGUCUCAGGUCGAGCGGCAGGUUGGUAGAGGAGAAUGGUAAUUCACAACAAGAAGAUAAUGAAAACCAGACCGAUGAAGAUGAAGACGAAGACAAUGAUGACCAGGAGCAGGAGGAGGAUGAUGAGGAGGAGGAAGUAAUGGAGAUAGACGCCGAAGAAGAUUGUGAUGAUGAAAACGAUGAUGAUGACGUAGACACAGAUGCCACGGACCCUAUGCUUAACGGUGGACAUAAUACGCGCGCACACAACACCAGGUCGACUAGAGUUAAAGUGUCUAAAGCGUCAGAAUUGGAAUGUCGCAUUCGAAGUAGUGGAAAGCAACGUUCCAAAUGUACAAUCAAAACAACAGUGACUGCGUCCAAAUUAAGAACAAGUAAUAAUAGCACAAUAACAGCAAGUAAGCCUGCCACGAAAUCUAGUAGUAAACGUGCUAGUGCCAAUGCAAAGCGUAGCAAUCGAAAGGGUUGCACUAAUGAUAGAAUGCAAAAUAACGGUCAUGCCACUGGUAAUAGCAGCAGUGUAAGUGGAAGGCCGGAACGACGUACGCGUCGUUGCCUAAUUAAGACUGAGACAGAGGUGGAAGAUCUAAUGGAUCAACAGGAAAGUAAUUCAAAUUUCAGCCCGGAUGUUUGUAGUUUAUUUAACGUAUGGAGCAAAAUCAAUAACGAAAACAUCUAUUAUCGAGGCAGUAAUGCCGCAACGGCAGCAUCAACCCGACACUGUAAGAAGUGAAAGAAUAAACACUUAAAGCGGUUCCAUGGAAACUUCGUAAUAUUUCUAAAUUUUACACUGUUUUCAACUAUGAUAGUAUAAUUUAAUGAAAAAUUUUGAAAGGCUUGUUGGAUAACGUAGAUUAAAAUAGAGUAGUGCAGAAACCUCAUUGGAAUAUUGAGAAUGAAAAAUCUUUAUAUUUUUGGUUUGUCACAAUUUGCAAAAACACCAAAAUCCAGAGUGAGCAAAAUUAAAAAUGUAAAAAAACGUAAAAAAAACUCGUAAUACAAAUAAAAUAUGUGAAUAGCAUUAUACAAAAUUUUAA